Molecule: messenger RNA, 1131 nt
Organism: Acanthamoeba castellanii str. Neff
Lineage: Eukaryota; Discosea; Longamoebia; Acanthamoebidae
Product: outer membrane protein, OMP85 family
Exons: 8
Coding region: 1-1131 (376 amino acids)
Biological process (GO): protein insertion into mitochondrial outer membrane
Cellular component (GO): SAM complex; outer membrane
Source: RefSeq, a predicted model, not a curated record
AUGUCGUACACUGACGAAGACGAGCCCAUCGAUCUGGGGGUGAGGGGCGAGGAUGCGUGGCGUGUGCGGCGCGUGUGGGUGAAGGGCAACCGGCGCACGCGACCGGACGUGGUGGCGGCGUGCGUGAAGCCCGUGCUCAAGGCGCGCACCUUUGACGAGGUGCUGGCGCGCGUGGCCGAGGCCGCCGGCGAGCUCAAGGGCCUGGGCAUCUUCAAGUCCGUCAACCUCGUCCUCGACGACCUGCCCGACGACGUGGCCGCGGCCGACCCCUCCGCGUGCGACCUCCGCGUGGAGCUCGUCGAGCACAAGCUCACCCGCAUCGAAGUCAAGACCUCCACCACCGUCGGCGAAAACGAACCCGACGUCCAAGCGACGGUGGGGUUGUGCAACGCGUUCGGGCGGGCGGAGACGGUGUCGGUGAGCGCGCAGGUGGGCGCGUCGAACUGGCGGGAGCACUGGAGCUCGGCGUUCAGCCUGGCCUUCAAGCGCCCCGUGUCGUAUGAGGCGAGCGCGCGUCACGUGAUUCCGGAGAGCAGCGCCCCGCUGGCGCUGCGCUCGCACGCGGGCCACUCGCUCAAGUCGGCGGUGAAGUACGUGUACGCCCACGACACCCGGGACGACCCACUCACCCCCACCACCGGCCACGCCUUCACCUCCUCCACGGAGCUGGCCGGCCUGGGCGGCGACGUGCGGUUCGUGAAGCAGGAGAUGGCGGCCCAGCUCAACCUGCCCCUCGGCAAGACGCGCUGCUCGUUCAACGUGCUGGCCAAGGCCGGCUACCUCCACGCGCUGGACAGCGGCUCCCGCAUCCGGGCGCUCGGGGGCGGUGCCUACUGGGCGGGCUCCCUCCACCUCUCCUUCCCUCUCCCCCUCCGCGACGUGCCCGACUUUGUCAGCGGACACCUCUUCGCCAACGCCGGCAACCUCCGCCAGCCCACCCCUGGUCGAUCGGUGGCGGCCAAUGUGCAGGACCUGUUUUCGGCGGACGACGUGCGAGCGGCGGUCGGUGCGGGGCUGGUGCUGCGCACCAUGUUCGGCCGUGUCGAGCUCAACCUCUCCCAUCCGAUCCGCAAGGCCGCCACCGACCUCGUCCAGCCCUUCCAGGUCGGCCUCUCCGUGCGCUUCCUCUAG